This is a messenger RNA of Dromiciops gliroides (monito del monte), 728 nucleotides long. Its product is annotated as cytochrome c oxidase assembly protein COX20, mitochondrial. Gene Ontology annotation, biological process: mitochondrial respiratory chain complex IV assembly. Bases 122 to 484 code for a protein of 120 amino acids. The record is from RefSeq and is a predicted model, not a curated record. NCBI's taxonomy places the organism in Eukaryota, Metazoa, Chordata, Mammalia, Microbiotheria, Microbiotheriidae. Gene Ontology annotation, cellular component: mitochondrion; mitochondrial inner membrane. The transcript has 4 exons.
GGAGAGCCAGGGAGAACCCAGAGUGAGCUCGCGGGGGAGCGCGAGAGCGUCCGCUCUAGGCGGCACUUCUCGUUUGUCUCCGUGGUGUUGAGUGAAGGGCGUGCGGCACGGGCUUGUCAUCAUGGCAACUGAGACCGAGGCCGGGGAACCCGGGAAGGGGAAGUCCUUUAAGCUUCUAGGAAUUUUGGACGUCCAGAAUGUACCUUGUGCACGAGACUCUCUAUUCUAUGGCUCCUUAGGAUCUUUCUUAGCUGGCUUUGGACAUUUUUUAUUUACUAGUAAAGUUAGAAGAUCUUGUGAUGUUGCAGUGGGAGUAUUUAUUUUGGGAACUUUAGGAUGCUGGUUUCCUUGUAGAUAUAAUUAUGCAAAGGAAAGAAUCCAGCAAAGAAUUGUCCACGAAGGAAUAAAAAACAAAAUUUUGUUUGAAAGCACCAACCUUGAUCCUGAAAGAAAACAAAACAGCACCAAAAGCAGCAAUUCUUAAUCUAGACCAGAAGGCUAUGGAACAACUUAAAGCCUUACUUGAAAUAACGGACUAUAAGCCAACUUGAUCAGCUGUAGAAACAUUUAACAGCGAUGCUUUUUAAAAAAUGGAAAAGUAAUUUUAAAAAUAUCUGCACUGUAUUAGAAAUUUCAUUCUCUGUAUUGUAAAUGUCAAAUUUUUCUGAGUGCAACACAAUUUAGAAUUUACUGAUACUGUGAUGUGAAAUAAAUGACAAAACAAAGUG